AAAAAAAUGUUUGGAGCUGGAGGAAUUCGCAUAUUUCAGUUGAAUAUUUUAUCCUUAGUUUAAUUAUUAAUCAUGUUUUAACCCAAAAAAUCUCUUUUACGUCUUCUGUAACGUAAAAGAAACUCGGAAAUGUAGUAUUUAUCUCUUAAAACCGACUUAUACCGGGAGUACAUUCCGGUUAGAAUUUUUUGGUGUUUAAUUUGAAAGUUAGUUUUGUGAAGAUGUCAGACGCUUGGGAAGAGAUCCAGGCUGUGAAGAGCAAGCGGAACAGUCUGCGGGAGAAGUUGGAGAAGCGGAAGAAAGAGCGGCAAAACAUUUUGGGCGCUUCAUUGGUCACUACUGAGAAACCUGAAGGUUCGCCGGGUAGUAAAGAACGUGCUGGCUCCAGCCCCGCUUCGAAAUCGGAACCUGCCCCAGUGGAGAAACCGAAGCCGGUCCCGUCAGCGUCUCUGGAGGUGCAACUGCUGCAAGUGUUGUCGGACAUGCAGUUGCAACUGCCGGCGACUGCCAGUGCUCUACUGCCCGGCCUAGGGGACGUGGAUGCCGGAAUUGUUGCCAGUUUACUGCAAAAAUUUGCUACGCAAAAGCUGAUUACCAUCAGAGAACGUACAGAAACAACAACAGACCAGAGCAUAGAAGUAGUGAGCGCCGAGUCAGUCCGUCUGGCAGCAGUCCUAGCAGCAUUGAUUGAGGAGCAGGCAUCCCCGACCCUCAAGAGGAAAGGAGACAGCGUCACAGAGGAGGCCAAGCCCAAAGUCUCCAAACUUGCUAGUGAUGAUAAGAAGGCCGCGAAAGGUGACACUGAUAUUAUGUCUCUGCUGGCCAUGCCGUCGAGUCGAGAGAAGGCAGUGAAGAGAGUUGGUGAAGAGAUCAUGGAUUUGCUAAGCAAGCCCACCGCUAAGGAGAAAUCUCUGGCUGAUAAGUUUAAGAGUCAAGGAGGCGCGCAGGUGAUGGAGUUCUGCCCGCACGGCACCCGCGCGGAGUGCGGCCGCGCCGCCGCCGCGGGCGCCGCGUGCCGCAAGCUGCACUUCAAGAAGAUCAUCCAGGCGCACACCGACGAGGCGCUCGGGGACUGCUCCUUCUUGAACACCUGCUUCCACAUGGACACCUGCAAAUACGUGCACUACCAAGUGGACAGCACAGAUCCCAAUGCAAACGUCAACAAGUCUACUGACUCCACACAAAAAGGUGCACAUAAUGGUACAACAUUGGCACCGAAGCCAGACGGUGUGUUGACAUUAACUCCACCGCAAUGGAUACAGUGCGACCUCCGAUAUCUGGACAUGACCUUCCUAGGCAAGUUCGCGGUGAUAAUGGCGGAUCCGCCGUGGGAUAUCCAUAUGGAACUUCCCUACGGCACCAUGUCUGACGACGAGAUGAGGUGUCUCGGAGUGCCACAGCUGCAGGACUCGGGGCUCAUCUUCCUCUGGGUCACCGGCAGGGCCAUGGAGCUGGGUCGCGAGUGCCUCAAGCUAUGGGGCUACGAGCGGGUGGACGAGCUGAUCUGGGUGAAGACCAACCAGCUCCAGCGCAUCAUACGCACCGGCCGGACGGGGCACUGGCUCAACCACGGCAAGGAGCAUUGUCUGGUGGGAAUGAAGGGCAACCCUGAGAAUCUGAACCGCGGGCUGGACUGUGACGUCAUCGUGGCCGAGGUGCGCGCCACCUCGCACAAGCCAGAUGAAAUAUACGGCAUAAUUGAGAGACUUAGCCCUGGGACGAGGAAAAUAGAACUGUUCGGACGACCACAUAAUGUACAACCGAAUUGGAUAACCCUAGGCAACCAGGUGGACGGCGUCCGGCUGGUAGACCCCGAGCUGAUAGCAGCCUUCAAGAAGCGCUACCCUGACGGCAACUGCAUGGCGCCUCCGCCCCCCGACCCCGGCCUGCCCUAGCUGUCAGACCCGGCCACUGGGCUCUAGACCACCCCAGGGCCUGAGGGUUAAAUGGCAACCAUUGUGUAGUGUAGUGACUUGACUUUACUCGACAGUGGCGCCAACUGGUGAGCAUAAAAACGAUACCCACUUUCUAAAAAUGUGUAUAGUUUCAUACCGCGUCGCCAUUUUAUGUACACAUUUGAUAUUAAGGGUGGUAUUAACACUUUCAAGGACAGAACGUCUAAUAACGUUCCGAUCCCAAGGUGUCAUAAAUAUUACCUAUUAUGAACCACCAAUGACCCAUGAUCUCUGUCCGUGAAAGGGUUCAUAAACGAAUCUCAGCUAAGACUGCCCUCAAUCGUGCUCAAGUUCGUGUUUUUUCUGUAAGAACUGUCACAUUGACAUGAUUUUGGAAGCAGUCUCGAAGCUGAGAUUAGUUUAUUAAUAAUUAAAUACCACCCUUGUGAGUUUUGAGUUUGUUUUAAUAAACACGUAUGGAAUGGUAAUCCUCCGCCCCGCACCAAUUCGUAUCGGACGCCGACCUCACCCCCUCUGGGUCUUAUUUUAGUCUUAAAUAGCCGUAAGCCGCUAAGGAGUUAGAGAUUCCUUUUAACAGUGUCUCGUUCGCCCUAUCGCGUUAAGAAACUGAUAGACUUGAGCAUUCACUUGUAACAGAACAUCGAGCAUUCGCCGUUUUUAUAUUUGUCGAACUGAACAACGAGCCGAGCCAAGCAUAAAGCCAAACAUUGCUAUGAACGUUUUCAUGAGCAAGAACGCUCGAUAGAAUGCUCGCUAAAAUGUUCUCGUAUUGUAACAUUCGCACAAAUGCUCAUUACAAGUGAAUGCUCAAGUUUAUCAGCAGCUUUAGGGUUGAACUACACCUAAUAGCACCUAUCCUUUUCUGUCACAUAGAAUCGUCAUUGGCUAGAGCGAGAAAGCGACCGCACGCGGCAGAAUCGACGAGCCAAUAGCAUGCGGUCGCCCUCUCUUGCUCUAGCAAAUAACAUUUCUGAGUAACAGAAGAGGAUAGAAGCAUAGGAAAGUUCGACAUACGCGGUUCAUACCUCAGGCGGCACACGUUGAAAAUGAGAUUUUUGAAUGAAGUGCAAGUUGUGCCUUUUAUCGAAAAUCACCGUAUACAUACGGCAGGAUAGCAAAGGCCUAGGAGCGGUGUUCAGUUGCCCAAAUGCGGAUUAACUUAGGUUAUAUUUGUUUGUGUAAAUGUUUUACAUAAUGUCAUAAAAAGUUUCAAAUAAGGAAAAUCUGUAAAUAUUGUAAAUAAAUGAAUCGUAU
Messenger RNA from Pectinophora gossypiella (pink bollworm), 3170 nucleotides. It is a transcript of the gene Mettl3, whose product is annotated as N6-adenosine-methyltransferase subunit METTL3. The transcript has 12 exons. Bases 222 to 1895 code for a protein of 557 amino acids. Gene Ontology annotation, molecular function: mRNA (2'-O-methyladenosine-N6-)-methyltransferase activity; mRNA m(6)A methyltransferase activity. Gene Ontology annotation, cellular component: RNA N6-methyladenosine methyltransferase complex; nucleus. The record is from RefSeq and is a predicted model, not a curated record. NCBI's taxonomy places the organism in Eukaryota, Metazoa, Arthropoda, Insecta, Lepidoptera, Gelechiidae.